This is a messenger RNA of Argiope bruennichi, 912 nucleotides long. RefSeq lists its product as uncharacterized. NCBI's taxonomy places the organism in Eukaryota, Metazoa, Arthropoda, Arachnida, Araneae, Araneidae. The transcript is spliced from 2 exons. The record is from RefSeq and is a predicted model, not a curated record. Bases 80 to 802 code for a protein of 240 amino acids.
CCUUCUAUCUUACACUGUUUUAUGAGGCAUCUUUCAGUAGCUUUACCCUUUUUUGCGUAGAUCUAAUUCUGCGUUUAAAAUGUUUUGUUAUUUAAGACGGCAUCCUUGCAAAACAAUCGGCAAUUAUAUCUCAGUAUCUUGCUGGAAACUUUUUGAGUUCGAAAGAACAGAAGAUGCCAAGAACGAAGGUCUCAAAUAUACCCAAGAAUUAUUGGAUAUUAUAGUCACUUCAAAUUUGUGCAGCCCUUACAUUUUGACAGAUAUUAUGAAUGGCUUCUAUUCAAAACAUAAAAUAUCUCUCACAGAAAAUAUAAAGGAAGUUCUGGAUAGACCAGAGGGAAUUCUCAAAGGAUUGGAAACUAUUCGCACUGCCAAUUCUUGCUAUUUAAAGGAAAAACAUGGUAGAUUGGUCCUUUACGCUAACCUUCAAGUAAAUUCUUUGGAGUUGGUUUAUAAAGGGCGCAUAAAGGUGGCUAGCUUUUACCCUAUGGUUGCAAUUUCAGGACAUUUGUCUUAUGUUAACUUUAUUAUUGAAUUCAGCGUAGAUGCUGGAAAUGGCCAGCUUGGAGCUCUUCAUAAAUAUCUUAUUAUAUCCUUUGAUGGACUGCAUAUAAACAUUAAAGGGUUGUGGCCCUUUAAUCGACUUGUAAAAGCCCUCAUCGAAACUACAACAAUAUGUUGCAAAAGUUUCAUAAAAAGGCAGAUAGAACAUCAAGUAAAGCGUUACAUAAAUCAGGAAUUGGCUUCUUUUAUUUUUCCUAUUCGCCUUAAAGAAAAAUUCGACUCUGCAAGUACUGCUUGAAAUCCAGAUAUUUUCUCUGAAGAUUAACAAAAGAAUUUCAGAAUUAAUUAUUUUUACAAGCGGUAAACGAUCUGUUACAGAAACAAAACUUUUCUCAUCGAAUAAAUCGA